AUGGCAUCAAAAGUAACAAACAUAACUACAUCCAAAGCUAUACAGGCUAAACAUUAUUCUAUUAUUGCUGACUGCACUCCUGACAUAUCUCAUAAAGAACAAUUAGAAUGUCUCAAAUUUGUCGUUAAAAGUGCAAAGAGGAACAGAUUACGACGCUCUAAAAGCAGAGUUAUUAUCAACGUUCAAACAAACCAAACCAAACUAAAGCAAUUUCAAGAAAAAGAACCUUUUAAAAUAAAUUUGAAUCUGAUGAAUAUAAACAAAAUUGAAGAGAGGCAGCCACCAGAAGAGUCCAAUAAAAUAAAAGUUGUCCUGAGCAAGAACAAAGAUGAAAAUGACAUCCAACAAUCACAACAGCAAAAUGCUGAGCAGAAUGUUACCAUCCCAUCAGCAAAUUUACACAUGAAUGAUUCUCUCCUUCCAGUUCUCUCUCUUCCUUCUCCUGUUCAACAGCAGCAGCAGCAAGAUCAUCACAGAAAGAGAAAAGCAGAGCAUAGUUCAUCGUCCUCACACACAUCUCAUUCUAGAAAUCGUUUGCAGCUGGACAGAAGGUUGCAUGAGAGGCCAGAACAAAAUUUGAACCAGCAACAAAAACGGCAACCGCGUUUUCAGCAACAACGCCAUCAUCAACAUCUCAUGAAACAAGAUAAAUGUCAACCAAAUUAUCAGCGACAAAAGCAACAUCAUUACGAGAAACAAGCGCAACAACAACACAAGAAACAAGACCGACGUCAACCAAAUCCGAACCAACAACCCAACACUCCAGAAAAGGGAGGCGAAUAA
Messenger RNA from Helobdella robusta, 783 nucleotides. RefSeq lists its product as hypothetical. Lineage: Eukaryota; Metazoa; Annelida; Clitellata; Rhynchobdellida; Glossiphoniidae. The record is from RefSeq and is a predicted model, not a curated record. The transcript is spliced from 3 exons. The coding region runs from base 1 to 783 and encodes 260 amino acids.